AGUCCGGUAGUUUUCACCAUGAGUGUUAUGAGGACGUCUUGAAUCGUGCUGUGUAGUAGUGCAGUGUUUAUGCGUGUGAGUUUAUGCGGCGCAAGCGGCGAUGGCGGCGCGCCGGCUCGUGCUCAACGGGCUCACGGCGGAGGUGGAGGGCGAGGGGGCGGGCGUGGUGGUGGGGGGCGAGGGGCAGUCGCCGGACUCGCUGGAGUUCUACCACGAGCUGGAACUGUAUCGGCAGCUGCUGGCGCUGCCCGCCGAGCCGAGACGUGCGCGCACGCCGGAUCCCAGGCCCACUAAGAGCACAGAGCCAACGCCGCCGCGGCGUAGCCGCACGCCGUGCGCUCGCGUCUCCGCCCCCGCUGCAGUGCCGGCGUCCACGCCUGUCCCCGCGCCCGUGGCCACGCCCGCGCCUACCCCCGCUCCCGCCCCCACCCCGCGCGCCGCAACUCCGGCGCCUGCGACGGGACACACUCGUCCGGCUCAGAAUAACGAAAUUUCCCGCUCGCCGGCGUGUGUGAUGCGCCACUUUGCCGGCGCCGCGCCCGUCCGCGGACGACUCUGA
This is a messenger RNA of Cydia amplana, 559 nucleotides long. Its product is annotated as skin secretory protein xP2-like. The record is from RefSeq and is a predicted model, not a curated record. Lineage: Eukaryota; Metazoa; Arthropoda; Insecta; Lepidoptera; Tortricidae. The transcript is spliced from 3 exons. The coding region runs from base 101 to 559 and encodes 152 amino acids.